UUUACGUGUAGGGUUUCUGCGAUGAGUGGAACAGCGCCAGCAGCAGCAUCAUCGGCCGCAAAUGUGGGAUCGCUGGAUUUAAAUCCUCCCUCGAUGGAGCUCCAGCGGCGGAUCAAGGAGGCGACCGAUACCCCGCGAGAGAAUCAAAAGGAUUUUCGCCUGGAGCAUCUCAAACAGCUGCCCUGGCCCGACGCGGCUUACAUCCGAGAGGCGAGGAGAAGAGUCCUUGCCAAAGAAGGAUUUAUCAUCGACAUGGAUGGAGUGAUUUAUCGUGGCGAUCAUUUGCUUCCAGGCGUCAAUGAGUUUGUAGCGUGGCUCAACGAUCAUGGAAAGCGUUUCGUCUUUCUUACGAAUUCCAGUGACAAGACGCCAGACGAGCUACACAGAAAGCUCUCUCGUCUCGGCGUUGUUUCUCACGGAUCUAAUUUCUACACUUCAGCAAUGGCAACAGCUGCCUUUCUUACAAGCCAAAAGCCGCAAGGCAGUGCUUACGUCAUCGGAGAUCCGGGUCUUCAUCAGGCGCUUUACGCUUGUGGAUAUGUUAUGAACGAUGUUAACCCGGACUAUGUUGUGGUCGGCGAAACACGCAACUACAGCUAUGAGAAAAUAGAACACGCCGUGCAUUUGGUUCUAAAUGGCGCUAAACUUAUAGGAACGAACUGCGAUAAAACGGAUCCCAGCCCUGCUUAUCCAGGAGAGGUCAUACCAGCUGCUGGUUCAUUGAUAACUCCCAUUGAGAAGGCCUCUGGCGUGAACGCUUAUUUUGUUGGAAAGCCAAAUCCACUGAUGAUGAGGAGCGCUCUAUCAGUGCUCGAAACAAAAAGAGUAGAGACUGUAAUUAUCGGCGAUAGGAUGGAUACCGAUAUUCUAGGCGGCCUUGAGGCUGGGAUUGAUUCUGUGCUCGUUCUCAGCGGGGUGACAUCGUUGCAAGACACGAGGCAAUGGUCUUUCCUGCCGCGGUUCGUGCUGCGUGGUAUUUUUGAUUUAGUAGACAGCAGCGGGAGCUAAGUUAAGUUGGCAGUUGAUCCGAUCAACCGGAUCUCAACCCGCCAUUGUCAUUCCUCGGCUUGCAUUUUUGGAGCUCCAGCGCAACCUGUAACGUGCGAAGAACAGUAUUGACAACAGCGAUUCUUUUCAUGGACGAAGAUCCAGAUA
Messenger RNA from Selaginella moellendorffii, 1155 nucleotides. Its product is annotated as dihydroxyacetone phosphatase. NCBI's taxonomy places the organism in Eukaryota, Viridiplantae, Streptophyta, Lycopodiopsida, Selaginellales, Selaginellaceae. The record is from RefSeq and is a predicted model, not a curated record. The transcript is spliced from 9 exons. Gene Ontology annotation, molecular function: phosphatase activity. Bases 22 to 1008 code for a protein of 328 amino acids.